This is a messenger RNA of Daucus carota subsp. sativus, 1372 nucleotides long. RefSeq lists its product as uncharacterized. The transcript has 3 exons. Lineage: Eukaryota; Viridiplantae; Streptophyta; Magnoliopsida; Apiales; Apiaceae. Bases 108 to 1184 code for a protein of 358 amino acids. The record is from RefSeq and is a predicted model, not a curated record.
CUGUUUCCAUCUCCACACAUUACCCAUCUUUAUCAAUUUUUCACUAUUCUCAAUUUCUCAUCCAGUUGCAAUCAAUUUUUCUUAUCUUCUCGAUUCGAAUAUCGAAAAUGGAGACUCCAUCUUCCAUUAGAAGGGUUACAAGGUCCCAAGCUCUUGCUUCCGCUAACAACAGCACCAACAUACCCAUGUCGAAAAAAAAUGAUGGGACUGAAAAGGGGGUUGUGAAAUCGAAACAGAGAACUGGACAGGACCGAUCGGCUUUAUUCGAUAUAACGAAUGAUUCACCGAUUGUUGGGCUUGCCAUGGGGAGUUUGGAGACCCCUUCAUCAUUUGUUUCCAAGAGGAAGAAUUGUGGUUCAAUGGCCAAGAAUGUGGGGACUCCUGGAUCUGGGGAGGCUCUUUUGAGGGGUCAAGUCAAGACCCUGUUGCAGAAAGUUGAAGAGGAGGCGGAGAUUUCGAAGAUUUUGGUUGAUGGUGUUAAUAGGCCUUUUUAUGGCGAGGUAGUCCUUGGCCUUCCUGCUCCAACUCCUAACAAUACUCCUCAGGUCUCGAAUGUUUCGGGUAAUGGAAGCGUCGAAAACAAGGGUUUAGAGUCUGUUGUUUCCUCUCCUGUUUCGGAACAAUUUGCUUUUUCUCAGAUUAUCACUGAUUUAUUUGAUGGCCAGAAGAAGGAAGAGUCUGUUGAAUCUGAAAAGAGCUUGGUAACAAGGUCUCUACUCUUUGAUUUCUCUGAAAAAUCGGAGGGUUCUGUGGACUCUUCAUCUGAUUGCACCUCUGUGUUGACAUUUGAUGGAGGGAGUGGUGCAAGUAAAGUGAAGUCAUCCACUGAUGAUGAUGAUGCCUCUAUCUGGUCAAUUCAAGUGAAUGCGAGUACUAAAGAUGAUGAAGACGACGAUGUUGAAGAUGAAGUGUAUGGCGAAGAAGAGGAGGAAUAUGAUGAACAGGAGGAAGAAGAGUAUUGUGAUGAUGCAAUUUUGGAUGGAUUGUGUGAGGGACUGAGCAGUGUCAGUGUCAAUGGAGUCGAAUUUGCUGGGAAGCACACACGGUUCGUGUAUAACAGCGAUGGUGAGCUCGAAGGAGAAGAGGAUUGUGAUGCUGGUAAUGGUUCUCCAGAUGGUGCCUUGAAGUUGAAGGGCUUGCCAACACCAAAGGGGAAGCAUGUGCGUUUCCCAAUGGAAGACUGAGCUUCUAAAUUGCUUCAUUAGUUGAUUCUUGCUGUUGGUUGUCUUUCUGGUGACACCAACCUUAUUGUUUAUUUCAAGUUUCUUUUUCUGUUCUAAAUGUCGUGACAUGAAACUUUUGAUUGAUUGGAAAGAUUUUAUUCCAACUUAUGAUAUUUUAAGUCACCCGGUUAUAGUUUUAUUUUCUUUGA